This is a messenger RNA of Henningerozyma blattae CBS 6284, 1068 nucleotides long. RefSeq names its product SWIRM domain-containing protein. Gene Ontology annotation, biological process: regulation of transcription by RNA polymerase II; chromatin remodeling. Lineage: Eukaryota; Fungi; Ascomycota; Saccharomycetes; Saccharomycetales; Saccharomycetaceae. Bases 1 to 1068 code for a protein of 355 amino acids. The transcript has a single exon. Gene Ontology annotation, molecular function: protein binding; transcription coactivator activity; chromatin binding. Gene Ontology annotation, cellular component: SAGA-type complex; nucleus. The record is from RefSeq and is a predicted model, not a curated record.
AUGGUAUUAUAUUCACCACAGCCAGAUCAUAUAGAAUUGGUCUCUUCUCAACCACAAGAUUCAAUUCCAUUGUCCUUUUUGAAGGUAACAGAUACACAUGGGAGUAGAGGAAUCAUGCCCCCAAUGCCAGGUAGAUCCACUUUAUUUUCAUCACCUCCAUCACCUCCAAACUCGCCUGUAGUCAAACAUUGGUCUGGGAAGCUAGUAAACUAUAAGACUAAGGUAUCACCUAGCCUCUUUAAGCUUGAUACUCCAAUUGACAAAACUAACCAGAAGAUUGUUAAAGAAAUAAACGUGUCUUUGAGUUGGGACAAGAGCCAAACCCAAAGGAAAUACAGAUCACAACAUUUAGAGUUUUUGUCCCAGUACAGAAUGUUUAAAGGCGUUUCGACUAGUACCCAUACUGCUCCGAUUACUAGGACAGUUACUAAAAAUAGACGCAUUGCCCAACUGGAUUCGGCAUCAGAUUUUUCAGAAUCCACCAAACCAUCACCUUACAGAACAAGAAGAUUUACUAAGAAGCAUUCAAUAAGUAGGUCUGAUAACGAUUUCCCUAUUUCCACCGAACCAGUAGAGCACAACACUCCUGUCAAGCGUCCUGCAAAGAAAAGACAACAGUCGUCGAAUACAAAUACUCAUCAUUCUGUAAUAAUGAACCUAGCCUCUAGGGACAUAGUUUUAAAAAUCCCACAGUAUAUUCCUAAUGUAUCUUGGAACUUAUUACCGGAUUACUCUCCAUCAUUAGAUACUUUACCUCAAAAUAAUAUCAAUUGUUUGAAGAUUGAAUGGAAAGGCUCGGCAACCGAUCUAACGAAUGAUCCAUUACGCAGUCAAUUACACGAAUCUGAAUUAGUAUUGGCACAGUUGCUAAGAUUACCAUGUGAUCUCUACUUAGAUUCAAAAAGAAGGCUCUUCCUGGAGAAAUACUACAAGGUGAAAAAAGGUUUACCAUUUAGAAGAACCGAUGCUCAAAAAGCGUGUAGGAUAGAUGUGAAUAAGGCUUCAAGACUAUAUACAGCUUUUGAAAAAGUAGGUUGGUUGAAUGAUAGGUAUUUUAUUAAUCAAUAA